Emys orbicularis (European pond turtle) is the source of this 3252-nucleotide messenger RNA. It is a transcript of the gene MAP3K21, whose product is annotated as mitogen-activated protein kinase kinase kinase 21. Bases 1 to 3252 code for a protein of 1083 amino acids. The record is from RefSeq and is a predicted model, not a curated record. Gene Ontology annotation, molecular function: MAP kinase kinase kinase activity; ATP binding; protein binding. The transcript is spliced from 11 exons. NCBI's taxonomy places the organism in Eukaryota, Metazoa, Chordata, Testudines, Emydidae. Gene Ontology annotation, cellular component: cytoplasm. Gene Ontology annotation, biological process: protein phosphorylation; signal transduction.
AUGGCUCUGCUGGGCUCCGGGGCGGCGGCCGAGGGCUCCUCGGCGGGCGGCGGCGGCCCGUCCUGCCCGCUGUGGACCGCGCUGUACGAUUACGAGGCGAACGGGGAGGACGAGCUGAGCCUGCGGCGGGGCGACGUGGUCGAGGUGCUGUCCAAGGAUGCGGCCGUCUCGGGGGACGAUGGCUGGUGGGCGGGCAAAAUCCGCCACCGCCUCGGCAUCUUCCCGGCCAACUAUGUGACUUACCAGCCGGGCCGGUACCCGCCCCAGCACCGCCAGCAGGAGAAGGGCGGGCGCCCGGCCCCGAGCCCGGCUCCGCAGGACUGGCGGGCCGGAGGCGGGGGAGACCAGCCAGGCUCCCUAGCCCAGAUUGACUUCCAGCAUCUGGAGCUGCAGGAGAUCAUUGGCGUGGGGGGCUUCGGCAAAGUGUAUCGGGCCACCUGGAGGGGCCAGGAAGUGGCGGUGAAAGCGGCCCGGCAGGACCCCGAUGAAGACAUCAUGGCCACAGCGGAGAGCGUGCGGCAGGAAGCCAAGCUGUUCUCCAUGUUGAAGCAUCCCAACAUCAUCGAGCUGCACGGAGUCUGCCUGCGGGAGCCCAACCUCUGCCUGGUGAUGGAGUUUGCGAGGGGAGGCUCCCUCAAUAGAGCCCUAGCAGGGGCAGCCACCACCGGCGGGGGAAGCCGUUGGGGCCGCCGCGUACCUCCGCACAUCCUGGUGAAUUGGGCAGUACAGAUAGCCCGCGGGAUGCUCUACCUGCACGAGGAAGCCAUCGUCCCCAUCCUACACCGAGACCUCAAAUCGAGCAAUAUUUUGUUACUUCAGAAGAUAGAACAUGAUGACAUUUGUAAUAAAACUUUGAAGAUUACAGACUUUGGCCUGGCUAGGGAAUGGCAUAGAACAACCAAAAUGAGUGCAGCAGGUACCUAUGCAUGGAUGGCACCUGAAGUUAUCAAGUCUUCCGUGUUUUCUAAAGGAAGUGAUAUCUGGAGUUACGGAGUGUUGCUGUGGGAACUGCUUACAGGAGAAAUUCCUUACCGUGGCAUUGAUGGUCUUGCUGUGGCUUACGGAGUAGCUGUCAAUAAGCUUACCUUGCCCAUUCCAUCCACCUGUCCUGAACCAUUUGCUAAACUAAUGAAAGAAUGCUGGGAGCAGGAUCCUCAUAUCCGACCAUCGUUUGCCUUAAUUCUUGAACAGCUUACUGCCAUUGAGGGGGCAGUUAUGACUGAGAUGCCUCAAGAAUCUUUCCACUCCAUGCAAGAUGACUGGAAAUUGGAAAUUCAGCAGAUAUUCAGUGAACUACGGACCAAGGAAAAAGAGCUGCGAUCACGGGAAGAAGAGCUGACAAGGGCUGCUCUUCAGCAGAAAUCUCAGGAAGAAUUACUAAAGCGACGUGAGCAGCAGUUAGCGGAACGCGAGAUUGAUGUACUGGAGCGUGAGCUGAAUAUUUUGAUAUUCCAGUUAAAUCAAGAGAAGCCCAAUGUGAAGAAGAGGAAGGGAAAGUUUAAAAGGAGCCGGUUAAAACUUAAAGAUGGACAUAGAAUUAGUUUGCCUUCAGAUUUCCAGCACAAAAUAACAGUGCAAGCUUCCCCUAAUUUGGAUAAACGAAGAAGCUUAAACAGUAACAGCUCUAGUCCACCAAAUAGCCCCACAAUAAUUCCUCGUCUUCGAGCUAUACAGCUGAUUUCCAAAGCAGACACAAAUACAGCCAAUGGCCGAAGAAACAGUGUAUAUGUGUACCAGCAAGAUGUAGAUAUCACAAGUGAAUAUGAACUUUCCGGUGGGGUUAUGAAAAAAGUAACCUCAGAUGAAAGCAACAGAACCUGGGGAAGAAGCACAGCUUGUCACCAAGAAGAAUUUGAAGACGUGAAGAAAAGCUUUAAAAAGAAAGGCUGCACAUGGGGACCAAGCUCAGUUCAAACAAAGGAGCGUGCAGAUUGUAAGGAGAGAAUAAGACCUCUCUCAGAUGGCAACAAUCCUUGGUCAACUAUUUUAAUGAAAAGUCAGAAAGGUGUUCCAUUAGCCUCCCUGUUUGUGGACCAAGAUGUUUGUACAGAGCAGAGACUUUUCCCUGAAGGCUUGGAUGCAAAAAGACCAAAGCAAAUGAAGUUGCCAAAUCAGGCUUAUAUUGAUCUACCUCUUUGGAAGGAUGAUCAGGGAGAAAACACUAUAGAACAUGAAAGCUUUGAAGAAGGAACCUCUGCUAGUUCUGCAAAUAGUACUCCACAAAUGACUCCUACAAACAGUCUCAAUAGAACACUGCAGAAAAAGAAAACUGACUCUAUAUUGUAUGGAUGUGCUGUUCUCCUUGCAUCUGUAGCUUUGGGCUUGGAUAUUAGAGAGCUAAACAAAUCACAGGUUCCAGACGAACUGUUGCCAAAGGAGGAGAAGAAGAAGCGGGACGGAAUAUUUCAGCGUGCUUCAAAGUUUCGCAGGAGUGCAAGUCCUACAAGAUUGCAGUCCAAAAAAGAGGAAACCCAUAUUCCAUCUCUAAGUCCAUCUGCAAAUACUGUGAAUCUUCUCUCUAUGCCUUCCCUUUCCACCAAAUGCUUGCUUCAGUCUGACAGUGAAGAUGCGUUUGUAAGCAUCACUCCCAGUGAUUGUGACACAGGCAUGCCCAUUGAGGCCUUUUCAUCUGAAACGUCGGCAACUAAGACGGGGGAACAAAGGGUAAAGCCGGUGCUUGACACUGAUCCUGCGAUGUUAAAGAAUCAGUCUCCUAUUCUUCCUCUGAAACAAGAAUCUGAAAAAGUGCCAGAUGACUCUUCAUCAAAAUUGAGACAAUUGGGUCACAGACGAACCAUGUCAGAUGGAAAUACUUUCCAGACUACAUCUAAUGGAAUCACUUCACCUAACGGAGUCUCUAUGUUGCCAGUUCUUACAGUUUCUGGGAUUCUGCAAUCUACAUCUGUUCAGCAAAGAAGCAUGCACCAUGACCCGUCACCUGAAAAGCAAAGAGCUGUCAAUAUUAUAUCAAGGCCUCGACCUUCUUCUCUAAGAAGCAGAAUAGAUCCAUGGCAAGUUCUUCCACAAAGUAUAAAGCCAGACUCUACAGAAGUGGACUAUUUAGAGAGUUAUGUAGGUCCCAAUGUUAACUUUGUACCAGAUACUGAGGCGAGAACUAAAUCCCACAUUCCCUCAUUACUUGAUAUUGAUGUGGAAGGUCAAAACAGAGACUGCACAGUGCCUUUGUGUAGAAUGAAGAACAAAACUUGUCGGCCAUCUAUAUAUGAACUGGAGAGAGAAUUUUUGUCUUAA